This is a messenger RNA of Zea mays, 1700 nucleotides long. RefSeq names its product nodulin-like protein. Lineage: Eukaryota; Viridiplantae; Streptophyta; Magnoliopsida; Poales; Poaceae. Gene Ontology annotation, cellular component: membrane. The record is from RefSeq and is marked validated. Gene Ontology annotation, molecular function: transmembrane transporter activity.
UUCAGCUCGAGGCCUUGUCUUGAGUUCUCUAGCUCGUCCACAGGCCUGGCCAGCUAGCUAGCUAGCACUGACACUGACCGAGACCCUGCAGCUAGCAGCUGAUCGAUCCAUCCAUGGCCAUGGGCUGCUGCUACGGUGAUUUCUUCGACAAGGCCAAGCCUUACCUCGCCAUGAUCUCCCUGCAGUUCGGCUAUGCCGGCAUGAACGUCAUCACCAAGGUCUCCCUCAACCACGGCAUGAGCCACUACGUGCUCGUCGUCUACCGCCACGCCUUUGCCACCGUCUCUAUUGCACCGUUUGCUCUCAUCCUUGAGAGGAAGGUGAGGCCCAACAUGACGUGGUCCGUCUUCCUCCAGAUCUUCGUGUUGGCACUGCUCGGGCCUGUGAUAGACCAGAACUUCUACUACGCCGGCCUCAAGUUCACCGGGCCGACCUUCGCGUGCGCCAUGAGCAACAUCCUUCCUGCCAUGACCUUCGUCAUGGCCGUGAUUUUCAGGAUGGAGAAGGUGGACCUGAAGAAGGUGCGGUGCCAGGCGAAGGUGGCCGGGACGCUGGUGACCGUGGCCGGCGCGAUGAUGAUGACGCUGUACAAGGGCCCGCUGAUGAAGAUGGCGUGGACCAGCAGCGGCCACGCGCACGGCGGCGGCGGCGGCGCCGAGGCGGCCGUCAUCGACCCCAGCGGCAGGGAGUGGUUCCUGGGCUCGCUCUUCGUCAUCGUCGCCACCCUCGCCUGGGCCUCGCUCUUCAUCCUCCAGGCGCACACCCUGAAGCAGUACGCGGCGCCGCUCUCCCUCACCACCCUCAUCUGCUUCGUCGGCACCCUACAGGCCAUCGUCGUCACCUUCGCCAUGGAGCACCGCCCCUCCGUCUGGACCAUCGGCUUCGACAUGAACCUCCUCGCCGCCGCAUACGCCGGCAUUGUCACGUCGAGCAUAGCGUACUACGUGCAAGGCCUGGUGAUCCAGAAGACCGGGCCCGUGUUCGCGUCGGCGUUCAGCCCGCUGAUGAUGAUCAUCGUGGCCGUCAUGGGCUCCUUCAUCCUCGCCGAGAAGAUAUUCCUCGGCGGCGUCCUCGGCGCCGUCCUCAUCGUCAUCGGGCUCUACUCGGUGCUCUGGGGCAAGCACAAGGAGACGCAGGACAAGGAGGACGAUGAGACGACAGAGCUGCCCGUCGUGGCAAUAAUGGCAUCCAAAACCAAUGGAGUCGUCUACGACGACGACGAUGACGUCGUCUUCGUCAAGGAGAUCGCCGCCGCCGGCGCUGGCGCUGUUGGAGGAGAUGACUCGGAGUGCAGGAAGGCGACUGGGGUGGUGAAGUCAUCCUCCCGUGGACACGGAGCUGCUGGUGCAGUUUGAUGGAACAUGCAUGGAAGAGGCGGUGUCCAACUGCUAACUUCCUUUCCUUGCAUUGCCAUGUGUGUCCCCUAGUAUCUACUGACGUUGCAUGCAUCACAGGGUCGGGUGAUUGAGAGAGGCAGCUGCGAUGCAGAGUGGAAGGACUGGAAUAAUUUUGUUCUGUGCCCUUUUGAAUUUUGCUACCUUUUUGUACCGUAAGAUGUAUCUACUAGUAUAUUUAACUUGUAUUUUCUUAUGCUUUAAUUUCUGUGGAGAAAAAAGUGAUGUUCCGGGACUUAAGCGAAGGACAUAUAUAUAUGUAUGUAUCACAUCGGCUUUUGCCAUGUAAUAUAUUAUUGCUUUUCU